This is a messenger RNA of Chaetomium strumarium, 1895 nucleotides long. RefSeq names its product PAPA-1-like conserved region-domain-containing protein. The transcript is spliced from 2 exons. NCBI's taxonomy places the organism in Eukaryota, Fungi, Ascomycota, Sordariomycetes, Sordariales, Chaetomiaceae. The coding region runs from base 122 to 1639 and encodes 505 amino acids. Gene Ontology annotation, biological process: chromatin remodeling. The record is from RefSeq and is a predicted model, not a curated record. Gene Ontology annotation, cellular component: Ino80 complex.
CGCCACCGCCGCCUGUCGUCCUCAUCAACAUCAUUCACACACAUCUCACUUCAUCGCACAUACCGUCUCUCAUCAGGCUAGCAGCCAGCAGCCCCCUUGACACAUCAGACACAUCAUCAUCAUGUCUUCCCGGCCGCGCCGCUCGGCCGCCCAGCGCGCCACCAUGGCAAUCACUGACAUGGCCGAUAGAGACCGAGACACUAGCGAGCAGCGCACCAUGUCGUCACGCCCCAGCGGACGCCGUUCGGGUAACGGCAUCGCCUCGGUGUCGAGGGGCCUGCCCUCCUCAUCGCCCGCAAGCAGCGCCGGCGACGGCGACCGGCAUAUUCAUCUUACCGUCAAGCUUCCGUCGAGCAAGCUGCGCCAGGCUACCAGCAACGGCAACGACAACGGCAGGACCAAGCGCAAGUCUCCGAGUAGCUUGGCUGAGGCAGGUAAAAGCAGAGGUAGCAGUGGCCCUGUUAGCAAGCGGAGCAGGGUCGGUAAGAAGAGCUACGUGAUCGAGAGCAGUGAAGACGAGGAAGAGGACGAGGAGAACGAAGAGGAGGAGGAGGAAGACGAGGAAGAGGAUGACCAGGAGGAAGAGGAGGCAGAGGUAGAAAAGGACGAGAUUGAGGUUGGCACUCGAGCGGGUUUUGCCAAGGUCGACGAGCAGGACGGAGAUGAAGAGGAGGAGGAGGAUGACAAUGAAGACCAGGAGAUGGAGGACCUCGGUGACGAGGAUGCCGAGGGCGAUGAUGACGACGAUGAUGACGACGAUGAUAUGGACGUUGAUGCGGAAGGCGAAGACGAUGAGGAUGCCGAUGGGGAUGUCGACAUGGACGUCACUCCUGUUCCGCAGCCCCCCAUCAUCAAGGUGACCAAACCUCCCAAAAGCACAUCCGCUCCUAGCGGCAAAGGGAAGGGCUCACCCGCGAAGCCGAGCGGGAAGGGCACGGCUGUAGCGAAGGGCGUAGCAAGGGCCGGAGAUGAUGAGGACGACGAGGAACUGAGCGAGCUCGAGAGCGAGCCAGAAGAUGUGACCGUCGAGGUCGCCAGUGGCAAUCAGGACGCUGAGGGCGAAGACGACGAGGACGUCGAUGCCGAAGGCGAAGAGGAAAUCGAAGUUGCCGAUGAGGAUGCGGAAGGCGAAGAGGACGACGAACUAUUGAGCGAUGAGGAGAAUAUCAGCCGUCCCGACACGCCGGAUCUGUCAAAACUAACAGCCCGGCAACGGGCGAAGCUCGGAGACGUUUCGCACGAGUACAUGAAGCUGUCGGAUGAGGUCCAGGCUAAGAAACACUUCACUGCGGAGGAACUCUCCAUGCGGCGCGCCGAAAUGGCCCGGCGCAGACGCAACCUCAGCGAGAAGCGGAACGAGGAGGUCAAGAUGGAAACGAUCAACAAGCUUCUCAAGAAGCAAGCGCCCAAGACGACCCGCAAGAACGCCGCGCUCCUGGCCGCCGGCGACGAGACGCCCGACACGGAGGCCCAGCGCCCGGAUCCCAUGAUCAUUCGGUGGUUGAACAACAAAGACGGCAGCCGUGUAGCCGUGCCGGAUGAGUUGCUUAGCGGGCCCGCUGGGCGGGUGUUUACGGGUGGGACUCGGGGAAAGGGAAGGGGGCUCGCGCCGGGAAAGAUGGUUGAGGAGGUUUCAUAGGCUUUUCUGUCUUCCGGGAAGUUCGACAUGUAUUAGGGUGGUAGACUGUGUGCUUUUCUUUUGAGAGUUGGCGGGUCAGGAUUCGCGGAGGACCGUGCUAGUAAAGUUAUAUGCAUAGCUAAUGGACUCCCUUGGGUGAACAAGAGGUAGCUCCAUCCAACCUUUGGUUGCGAGGGCAUGAUACACUUCUUGCCUAGCAACUGGGCGGCGGUCACAGGUUAAGUACUAGUAGGUAUAACACAGCUUCAGGACCAAA